AUGAGUAAUAUCGAUGUUGUCCAUAUAGAAAUUGAAUAUUUGAUUCCAGUUGGCAUAAGUAAUAGUGUACAUGUUAUUGAUGAAAUAGUUGGAAAUAUAUUAUCACUUGCUGUGGACAUGAGUAUAAACAAAAUAUAUCCAACUCGUAUGGAAAUUAUUGACGAAGCAUUUAGAGAAGUGAGUAUAAUAUAUAUUAUACACCCCAAUGUUUUUAAACAUUGUGUUGAGACAACAUGAGUUGUCAUUAGUUAAUUACAAAUUAACAGUUUACAGUGAUUAAAUGGUUAGGUAUUAUUUUUUUUUUUUUAUUUAUAAGUUGUAGGAUAGAUAUUUUUUAAUAAGUGGUUGAGAUAUGUUCAGAUAGUUAUAAAAUUAUCAUGUUUUUUAUCUGUAGCAAAGAAAAAAAAAUAUUUUCUUUAAGUUUUUUAAGGAAAUUUAUUUUUGGUUAAUAUAUAUUAUCUGAUGGCAUAUGUUAUGUGUCACCUAAAUCGAUGUAAAACCAGGCGAGUACACCAUAAUAAAAUAUGAGCACCUUUGUACAUAACAAUAAUUAGACUUAAUAUUAUUCAGGGCUUAGAAUAUUUUCGAAUAGAUUAAUUGUUUGGACUGAGAAUACUUUCAAAUAAUUUAGUUAUUAAAUUAAAAAUAUUUCAAAUGUUUAUUUAUUUAUUUAAUUAGUGUUUUUAACAAAAUAAUAAUAUUUUCUGAAUAAUAAACCAGUAUUAGAAUUCAAUUAAUUCUUCAUGUAACUUCACUCUUCUUUGUCUGACUAGGACACGUAAAUAGAAAAUAUUUUUUUGGUGUACUGUAAUAGGCUGUGGUUUUAAAACAUUAAGUGGGAGUUGGUGGUAAACAAUGUUUUAUUUAAGUAAUACAAUGGUGUGAGUAAAAUAAAUUAAAUUAAAUAUAUGAUUAAAAGUUAAAUUAAAUAUAUGAUUAGAAUAUCAGUAAAUAUUAAGUUUAGGUUAAGCCUAUAGAAUGAAUAGCUAGUCUCUAUUAUUGGUAAAUGGUUACUAAUCAUUGCAAUAAUUAUAAGUACAGACUGAAGUAUUUGUAUAAAAUGGAAGAAAAAUAUUAAAAUUCAAUUUAAACCGAUCACUGUCCACUAGUGAAAUAAUGCCAUUUGUGGGAACUGGUGAGUGGUAGUGAUUAUUGUUGAUGUGAUUCACCAAAAAAAUGAUUGAAAACUUUUAUAUAUAAUGAUAUAAUAUAAUUCUGAAAUGAAAAUGUAACUAAUAUUAAUUGGACAGGGUAAAUAUGUGAUGGUUUUAUGAAUUUUCAGUUAAGAAAGAAAUUUUGGAGGCUUUGCAGUCUCAGCAUAUUAUGCCUCUCCCCUAUAUACACCACUGAUGUUAAUUAUUUAUACUUUAAUUAAUUUUUUAUUUUACAUUUUUAUUAAAAUUUAUUGGUGUGACAGGUUUUGUCAAUAAUAAAGAAAGGAGACCACCAAGAGACCUUUCUAAAGUAUUAAAAUUCAUAAUGAAGAAGUACUUAAAAUUAUUAAUAUUGAAUGAACCAUCUGACAUAAAAUUUACAAUAUAAGUAACUAUUAUCUCAAGAUGCACAUUACUUCUAUUUUAAUAAUAUUAAUGUUUUUUUUUUUUUUUAUAGAUUUAUUUUAUUCAAUUUAUAUGAAUACAAAUCAAUUCAACAAUUUAUACACUUCAAUUUAAAUUAUUGCAAAUACAGUUGAAUAAAUAAUCAAAAAAAAAAAAAGAAAUUAACAGCCAGCAUAUCAGUAAGUAUUUAAAUAUUCAAUUACCAUUCAAAAACAUUGUUAAAAAGUUAACAUAUGGCCACAUCAUGCAAAAAGUGACUUAUCCAAGAAAAAGUUCUUAUUAAUCACCUGUUAUAAUAUAUUAUACAUUUAUAAGUAGCGCGAGACCAGUUAUUAGUGAGUCAUUAUUAUAAUAUAAAUAAUAAUAUGCAAAAUAAUAUAUUACCUUAAAACUGCCAAUCAUUAUUAUUUCCAUAUUUUUAACUAUACAAUUUGUGUACCUUAGAAAAUGCAAUGCAAAUGUAUAGUAGUAUUAUUUAGAUUUAAAUCAUCAUUUAAUAAUAAAUUUGCACAGUGUAUAAUGUAAAUAUAUUUUAUGUAUAUUAAAUUAAAUUAAUUAUUAUAUUAAAAAGACAUGUUCAUAUUAAUAACCUGUUAUAUUAUAUUGAAAAUUAUCUGAAUUUUUAACCUUCAAACCAUUAUGGAUGUACAGUGAAACUACUCUUAACGGACAUUUCUAAAUAGCGAACAAUUUUUUGGGAUGGGGACAUUUUCAUUGCUUUUAUGUAGGAAACACUCUAAAUAACGGACAAUUUUAUAGCCAGGUCUUAAACAAGCUAAAGUAACUGAUUUUUUCAGUAAAUGUUAAUUUUUAUCAAUAAUUUUUAUUUACAUUUUCGUUAAUAUUUUUACAUACAUAAUAAUAACAAAUUUAAUUAAUACACUUGGAGUCACAAAAAUCGCACAUCUUUAAAAUUAAAUUUCAAACAGGCGUUUCCUCCAACCAAAACAUUUAACCCAAACAAUAAAGAUAUCAAUUGUAAAUACAGUUAAUGACCUCUAAUCCAAUAGUAGUUUCAUUUCAUAAACAAUAAUCAUAUUCCGAGUAUAUGGCACAUUAGAAAAAUGUAUAAAUAUACUCUUAUCUUAUCCAGAGGAAUAAAUCAGAAUGACAACGCUGCACAACGGACAGAGAUGAUCAUUUUAUUGUCUUUGCGCAAUCGAUUUUCCAAUGCUGUACAGCUUCAACAGCAACUCCACACAACUCACAGUACAACAGUAAGCAUCUUUACGGUUAGGAGAACAAAAAAUUGUGGCUCGCAGACCUGCUACCGGUCCGAAACUGACUGCACAGCACCGCAAAGAACAGUUACAGUUUACCAUGAACACGUUAAUUGGACUCUCGACCAAUUGAAGACUGUGAUCUUUUCGGAUGAAACAAGGGUGUGUCUAUUCAGCAAUGACAAACAAAAGAAAGUGUACCGAAGGCAGGGCGAAGGGUUUCCAUAAGCCUGUAUUGAGCAGACAGUAGAGUAUGAGGGUGGCUCAUGCAUGUUCUGGAGCAGCAUUUCUAUUGAUAGCAAGACUGAGCUUGUGUGCGUUUCGCAGAUUGGUGGUGCUCGAGGACAAGGAUUGCUGACUUCUCAUUGAUACAUCAUAGAGAUCUUAGAGGAGUAUGUGGUACCAUAUGCGGGUUUUGUUGGCGAUGGGUUUAUACUAAUGCUUGGCAAUGCUUGUUCCCACACCGCAUUAAUUGUAAGGAAUUAUAUGGAAGAAGUUGGGAUCCCUGUUAUGAACUGACCAGAGAGAAGUCCAGAUCUAAACCCAAUUGAGCACCUCGGGGAUGAAUUAAAAUGAAUAGUGUGGUCACAUGAUCGUGCCCCAACAACCUUCCAAGAUCUUCAAGAUGCUGUUGUUGCACAAUGAAUGAGCAUUUCUCAGCAACACAUAACAUCAUACUCAACAUAACUAAUCUGUAAUCAACAUAACUCAUAACAUCCAUAAAAGAUUGUAUGGAAGCAGUAGAGACAAGAGGAAGUAGCACUAGAUUUUAAAUAACAUUUAGUAACAGUUUUUUAUUUUUAUGUGAAGUCUAUUGUCUGUUUCUGUUUGUAAAAAUGUAUAACCUCAAUAUAAUUUGUUCUCUUCUUUUACGAUUAACUUAUUUUUUUAAAACACUGAUAAACAAAAACACAUACCAUUUAUUUAUUUUUCAAGUUUAUCACCUUUCGAAUGAUAUAUCAUAACAGUACCCUUACAUAUGAUUAAGUGUAGUUAAAAUUACUUUGAAAAAUAAUUUGCAAUAGGUGCGAUAUUUGUGACGCCAAGUAUAAUAUGCACAAUUAAUAUUUGUUUUAAAAUAAUACAAAUAUACGCAUAUCAUUAAUAUACAUAUUAAAUAUAUAAAUGUUGUACAUAGUUAUUAAUUUUUCAGAAUUUUUUGAAGUAUGUGAUUGA
Molecule: messenger RNA, 3955 nt
Organism: Cinara cedri
Lineage: Eukaryota; Metazoa; Arthropoda; Insecta; Hemiptera; Aphididae
Source: the annotation of a GenBank genome assembly